This is a messenger RNA of Rotaria sp. Silwood2, 680 nucleotides long. NCBI's taxonomy places the organism in Eukaryota, Metazoa, Rotifera, Eurotatoria, Philodinida, Philodinidae. The record is from the annotation of a GenBank genome assembly.
AUGAUGGAUGUAUUGUUUACAAGUCAACGUAAUGAAUCUGAUGAUUACUAUGCAAUUCUUGGCUGUGAUGAACUUUCAAAUAAAGAUCAAAUUCAAACUGAAUAUCGUAUUCGAGCACUUCAAUUACAUCCAGAUAAAAAUUUAGAUGAUCCAAAAGCAAUGGAACAAUUUAAACAACUUCAAGAAGCUAAGGAUGUUUUAUGUGAUGAUAUUAAACGUAAAGCAUAUGAUAAUUGGCGCAAUAGUCAUAUAAGUGUACCAUGGAAAACAUGGAAUUCAAUCAAUGAACGAAGUCAACCGGUAAGAAAAAACAAUAGAAAAAAAAAACACAGCUGCUCGUUUUCUCUUUUCAAAUACUUUUUAAUGAGACUUAUUCAAUCUUUUUCACGUUUAAGUAAAAUAUAACAUCAAAAGAACAUGGAGAGUAUACGUAAUCGCCUACGGUCACUCUAUUCGAACAGAAAAAAAAACAACAAUAAUCAUCAUUUUCUUUACUAUCUCAUUUUUCAUUCAUUUUCAUCUGUCCGCCCCACUGAUCGAACAAGUUUUUACAUUCAUUCCUUCUUUUUUUUUCUUUUCUCUGUACACAAAAUAACAUGACGAAGAGAAUAUCACAUAUACUGUUGAAUAGAGAAAUAAAAGUACACAAUUGAAUUAAGUUUUAAUCCAUUUUGUUUGUG